Messenger RNA from Epithele typhae, 570 nucleotides. RefSeq names its product NAC domain-containing protein. Lineage: Eukaryota; Fungi; Basidiomycota; Agaricomycetes; Polyporales; Epitheliaceae. The record is from RefSeq and is a predicted model, not a curated record. Gene Ontology annotation, cellular component: cytosol; nascent polypeptide-associated complex. Bases 1 to 570 code for a protein of 189 amino acids. The transcript has 3 exons.
AUGGACCCCGCAAAAUUGGCCAAGCUGCAGGCCCAGGCCGCGGCCAACAGGAUCGGUGGCAAGGGCACCAUGCGCCGCAAGAUCGUCCGCAAGACGAAGCCUUCGGGCGCGCAGGACGACAAAAAACUCCAGGGCGCCCUUAAGAAGCUCAACGUGCAACCCAUCCCUGGCGUCGAGGAGGUCAAUAUGUUCCGCGAGGACGGCAACGUCCUCCACUUCAGCGCACCCAAAGUGCACGCCGCCGUCUCCGCCAACACCUUCGCCGUCUACGGCGCCGGCCACGUCAAGGAGCUCACCGAGCUCGUCCCCGGCAUUCUCAACCAGCUCGGUCCCGACUCGCUCGCGUCCCUGCGCAAGCUCGCCGAGUCCUACCAGGCCAUCCAGCAGUCCCAGCAGCGGCCACCUGCCGGUGAUGCUGAUGACGAUGACGACGACGACGACGUUCCCGACCUCGUUGAGAAUUUCGAUGCCGUCGAGGACAAGCCCGCCGAGACCAAGGCCGAGGAGGAGACCAAGGCUGAGGAGACCAAGGCUGAGGAGGAGGAGGAGAAGAAGCCCGACCUUGACUGA